CGCAGUGUGUGGAUCUCCCUUCCCGCAGGCGCGGCUGCUGCGCGGCGCGCUCGGUCCGCCAUGGGGGGCUCCCACGCCCCCAGCACCGUCACGGCCAAGCCCGGUUCUCUGGCGGCGGGCGGGAGCGGCGGCGCUUCGCUGUCAUCUGUCGGGCCAGGCUACAGCGGCUGCAAGAACGGGGCCCUGAUGGACAGCUUCGGCAUCUUCCUGCAAGGGCUGCUCGGGGUGGUGGCCUUCAGCACUCUCAUGCUGAAACGCUUCAGAGAACCAAAGCAUGAAAGACGGCCUUGGAGGGUAUGGUUUUUGGAUACUUCAAAACAAGCCAUAGGGAUGUUGUUCAUCCACUUUGCCAAUGUGUAUUUAUCAGACCUUACUGGAGAGGACCCUUGUUCGCUGUACCUCAUCAAUUUUCUGUUAGAUGCCACCUUAGGAAUGCUGCUAAUUUACGCUGGUGUGCGGGCAGUAAGCAGCAUUGUUGAAUGGCGGCAAUGGGAGUCUCUUCACUUCGGUGAAUAUGGUGACCCGCUGCAGUGCAGUGCUUGGGUUGGCCAGUGUGCAUUAUACAUAGUGAUCAUGAUGUUUGAGAAAACAAUCAUCAUUAUAGUCCUCCUAAUACCUCAGUGGAAAGAGGUCGCUUUGUUGAAUCCUAUAGAGAACCCUGAUUUGGAACUGGCUAUUGUCAUGCUGAUAGUCCCCUUCUUUGUUAAUGCAUUAAUGCUCUGGGUAGUUGAUAAUUUCCUGAUGAAAAAAGGGAAGACGAAAGCUAAGCUUGAAGAGAAAGAAGCAGGACUCGAUUCAAGGAAUGGAAGCAAAGUUCGGUACAGGAGAGCAGCCUCACAUGAGGAGUCUGAAUCAGAGAUCCUAAUUUCAGCAGAUGAUGAAAUGGAAGAGUCCGAUGUUGAAGAAGAUCAUCGAAGACUUACUAUUUUAAAGUCUGUUAAGAAAAAAAAGCAUCGAUUUGGUCUGCCUGCAGGGGGCCAAGGCACUCCUGUCAAAAAGAAGCGCCCUCCAGUGAAAGAAGAAGACCUCAGAGGGGCUAAGGGAAAGCUCUCUGGUAACCAGGAAAUCAAAUCCAAAACUUACCAGGUCAUGAAGCAGUGUGAGCAAGCUGGCACGGCAGCACCAUCCGUAUUCAGUCGAGAUCGCACUGGAGGGGAGACAGUCUUUGAUAAGCCUAAAGAGGAGCCUGCAAAGAGUGUCUUUGGCUGACUGCCGAGUUCGAGUUCUUAUGGAGCUGAAUAGUUUUCAUGUAGUAUACUUAACCCUUUGUUUUGCUUUCACGUGCAACAGUCUUAUUAUAGCACUGUUAACUUAAUUGUUUUAAUACUUAACAAGAAAGGUUGUAUUACAAAAUAAGCUUCUUUUUACAUGUUGUUUGUGUGAGGGGUUCUCUCCUACUACCCCCUCCCUCCCUGCUAGCUGUGCUACAAAUGAUUGAAAUUGGGCAGUAUGCCCUGGGUGCAAACUAUCACAGUAAUGACCAAUUUUAUUGCAUGCUUAUUUAUGUUGCAAACCUGUACCUGAAUUUUAGUUGUGAUCUUAUUAUUGCUCUGCAAAACCAAUAAAAUGUGGUGGAUUUCA
Sphaerodactylus townsendi is the source of this 1581-nucleotide messenger RNA. RefSeq names its product musculoskeletal embryonic nuclear protein 1-like. The record is from RefSeq and is a predicted model, not a curated record. NCBI's taxonomy places the organism in Eukaryota, Metazoa, Chordata, Lepidosauria, Squamata, Sphaerodactylidae. Gene Ontology annotation, cellular component: membrane; cortical endoplasmic reticulum; nucleus. Gene Ontology annotation, biological process: chondrocyte differentiation; activation of store-operated calcium channel activity; tissue regeneration. Bases 61 to 1209 code for a protein of 382 amino acids. The transcript has 11 exons. Gene Ontology annotation, molecular function: calcium channel regulator activity.